AUGGGAGAUGUGAAGAGGCAUGCUGGGACUUCUAGUUCCCCUGCCACACAGCUAGAGGAUGCCUACAUUGCAGAAGCAGUUUAUCUAUACAGCAAUGGGGGGGACACGACAUGUUUUAAUGGCGCUAUAGUGAGGUCCCAUAUAGUAAAGAAAAGAGGUCUUGUGGAGCUGGCUGGCGCCAUACACUGUGGCACAGGCCGCAAUGCGGUGACGUAUAUCACAUAUGGAUGUUACUGCGGAUUGGGAGGAAGAGGAAUGCCAAAAGAUAUGGCGGACUGGUGCUGUCAGAGACAUGACUGCUGCUACGAUGAAGCAGAAGCUGCUGGCUGCAGACCCAAAAUGACCCCCUACAGCUGGUCCUGUAAAGAUAGAACUGUGAUAUGUGAUAACAUGACGGACAGGUGCAAAAAGAUGAUUUGUAAAUGUGACAGUGAAAUUGCGAAGUGCUUAAGAAAAGCGCCAUUUAACAAAAGAUACGUCAUGUUCCCCAAUUUCUUAUGCGGAAAACGGCAGCCAGGUUGUGACACAAGCGAUGACUAAA
This is a messenger RNA of Bombina bombina (fire-bellied toad), 541 nucleotides long. It is a transcript of the gene PLA2G10, whose product is annotated as phospholipase A2 group X. The transcript has 4 exons. Gene Ontology annotation, biological process: lipid catabolic process; arachidonate secretion; phospholipid metabolic process. The record is from RefSeq and is a predicted model, not a curated record. Gene Ontology annotation, molecular function: calcium ion binding; phospholipid binding. NCBI's taxonomy places the organism in Eukaryota, Metazoa, Chordata, Amphibia, Anura, Bombinatoridae. Bases 1 to 540 code for a protein of 179 amino acids.